Molecule: messenger RNA, 1377 nt
Organism: Dalotia coriaria
Lineage: Eukaryota; Metazoa; Arthropoda; Insecta; Coleoptera; Staphylinidae
Product: 4-hydroxyphenylpyruvate dioxygenase-like
Exons: 7
Coding region: 152-1294 (380 amino acids)
Biological process (GO): L-tyrosine catabolic process
Cellular component (GO): endoplasmic reticulum membrane; Golgi membrane
Molecular function (GO): 4-hydroxyphenylpyruvate dioxygenase activity
Source: RefSeq, a predicted model, not a curated record
UGCGUUCAAAAGUGUAUAAAAAAACUGCAGGACCACAUUCAACUUUAGUUUCAACGCGACUUUCAACGCAACAAGAAAACAACGGUUAAUCAAGUAUAAUUUAAGUGCAUUGUGGAUUAAUUGGAAGUAGAUUUUCUAAAUCCAGGGCAAAAUGACUUCGUACACUGAUAAAGGACCCAAGCCAAAAUAUGGAAAAUUUCUCUGUUUUGAUCAUUUAACAUUUUAUGUUGGUAAUGCUAAACAGGCUGCGUCUUAUUAUAUUACCCGAAUGGGCUUUGAACCAUUAGCGUACAAAGGUUUAGAAACAGGAUCCCGGAAGUAUGCAGCUCAUGCCGUGAGACAAAACAAGAUUGUGUUUGUGUUCAUGUCUGCCUACGAACCAAACGAGGAAGAAAUCGGUUAUCACAUGAUGAAACAUGGCGAUGGUGUACACGAUGUCUCCUUUGCUGUGGAAGACCUUGAUAAUAUCAUGAAACAUGCUAAAUCUAAAGGCGCAAAAGUUAUUCGUGACAUCUGGGAAGAAUCUGAUGCUAACGGAAAAGUUCGAAUGGCUACAAUUAAAACAUAUGGAGAUACUCUACAUACAUUCGUAGAUCGUUCCAAUUAUACUGGACCCUUUUUACCCGGAUAUGUCCCUUCUCCAGUAGACCGUCUAUCUAAACUUCUUCCACCCGCUAAACUCGACUUCAUUGACCACGCCGUAGGCAACCAACCCGAUUUACAGAUGGAAUCCGUUGCAAAGUGGUAUGAGGAAGUGCUACAAUUCCAUCGUUUUUGGUCAGUAGACGACAGUCAAGUACAUACUGAAUUCUCGGCCCUGCGUUCGAUUGUAAUGACCAAUUAUGAAGAAACCGUUAAGAUGCCUAUCAAUGAACCAGCACCGGGUAAGAAAAAGAGUCAGAUUCAAGAAUAUGUUGAGUACUAUGGCGGAGCUGGGGUGCAACACAUCGCCCUGAACACUCAAGACAUUAUUACUGCUGUUAAAAACUUGCAAGCGCGUGGAAUGGACUUUUUGCAAGUUCCAGAUAGCUACUAUGACUUGAUUCGUGAACAGUUGAAACAUAGUCCGGUAAAAAUCGCUGAAGACUUGGAUACUUUACAAAAGUUGAAGAUUUUGAUUGACUACGAUGAAAAUGGGUAUUUGCUGCAGAUCUUUACGAAAAACAUGCAGGACAGACCUACUGUAUUUUUGGAGGUUAUACAACGCAGGAAUCAUAAUGGAUUUGGUGCUGGAAACUUCAAGGCACUCUUCACAGCUAUCGAAAUCGACCAAGCCAAGCGAGGUAAUUUGUAAGCUAUCAAAAUGGCGACGCAAUACUUAAACUAGUAACAUUUAUAACUCUAAAAUAUCAAUAAAAACUGAAUUAACUUAAAAAA